Molecule: messenger RNA, 1043 nt
Organism: Mucor mucedo
Lineage: Eukaryota; Fungi; Mucoromycota; Mucoromycetes; Mucorales; Mucoraceae
Exons: 1
Coding region: 500-916 (138 amino acids)
Source: RefSeq, a predicted model, not a curated record
CUGAGAUAUAAAUAGUAGGUCAUUAUAUUUUGGAAACACGUAAAGCGGAAGUUGGCUGAAGGAUCAUUUGUAAAGAAUUACAUAUAUCUGUAACACAGAAAGAUGCUUUACUUUUUAACUUUAAUAAAGAACCUCAAGGGCAUACAUGUACUCUGACAACAAUUGUCUCUAAACUAGAAGUUUGACAUCGUUCACCUUCAAUAGUUGAAUUUCCUACGAAUUCAAAUAUAUAUGAACCAAAACGAGGCUGAUAAUUAAUUUUUACAAUUUUUGGCGAAGUCGUAUUAAACUUUUGUGUAGCGUAAAACGAUGUUUCAUCCAAUCAGGUGUUGUCAUAAAACAAUCAUGCAGAAUAUAUUUUCAUUCAUGGUUAUGAGCCUCUGACAGAUGCUGAUAUGUAAAGCUUCAGCCAGAAAGUAAAAAGAAUAAAAAUAGUAUAAAUACAGCUCACAUUUGUUGAUAAAAAAAACAUUAUCUAAAUAUCUAUUUUACAUUAACAAUGGUCUCAUUCACCUUAUUCAAAUCAGUUUCUCUUAUGGCUUUUGCUGCUUCUCUUGUCUCUGCCGCACCUGCCAAUAACAAGUGUAGUGGUUUCCAUGUGACAGCUCCUCAUUCUUACUUUACUACUACCGCUGGUCAAUGUUACCAGGUUUCUUUUGACUUUGGAGGUACUAAGCCUGCUCAUCCCGCUUCUGUCUCUGUUGACCUCUAUGAAUCCAAGACUAACAAGUUUGUACGUAACGUUGCUGAUGAAGUAUCCGGUGACAGCAUUGCUACUCCUUGGUUUAAUGUUGAUGUCGGUAAGAAGACUGGCGACUAUUACUUCCUUGUCACUUAUGGUGACAGCUGUAAGCCUAUCAAGACCCCCGCUUUCCAUGUUGUAUAUAACAAGAACUCUCCCCCUUCUGUUUGUUAAGUUAUCUAACUUGCCUUUCAUUUUUCUGUAUAUUUUGGACCCCUACUAAAUUUGUGUAUAUUAUUGCUUAAAUAAAAUAAUGCUAGUUUUAUUUGUUAAAAUACAUGUCCUGUUUAUAUUGUGCCGA